AUGGCCGUCGCCAAGAAAAACGCAAAGGCGACCCGCAAGUUCGAGAAGAAGCACCUCAAGGGCGUUCUCGAGAAGCGCAAGGCCUCGGCCAAGAUCAAGCAGCGGAACAUACUCCAGGAGAAGAAGAAAGCCAAGCGCGGCCAAGAUGCUGCCUUUUACAAGGGCGCCGCGUCCGCCACGGGUGCCAACGGCGAGACCGUGGGCUCGGGGCCGCGCUCGAAGCGGCCGGACGCCAAGGUCAGCGAGAUGAGCGUGGACGACUUUUUCCAGGGCGGCUUCCAGAUCCUCGACAAGGAGGAGGGCGGCAAGGCUAAGGGGAAGGCCAAGGGCAAGGACAAGGCGGAAAAGGCGGACACAAAGGCACAGCUCGGCAAGCGGAAACGCAACGGUGCGGCAGCCGCAGGCGAGGAUGACAGUGCGUCAGCCAGCGGCGGCUCCGAGUCUGAGAACGAGCCCGAGUACGACGCCGUGGCCCCGAGCGACGACAGCGACGAGGACGAUAACCUGGACCUGGACGCGGCCGACAUUGGCAUGACAAAGGAGGCCAUGGAAGCCCUGGCCGAGAAGGAUCCCGAGUUUUACAAGUUCUUGAAGGAAAACGACCCGGAGGCGCUCGACUUUGACGAGGACGCCGAUCUGGGCGGCCUGGGUGGUGGUGACGAUGAAGACGUAGACGACGAGGACGAUGAGGACGACGAGGACGACGAGGACGCCAAACGGCCCAGAAAGAAGCAGAAGGCGGCCAAGGCCGCGGCCGCUGCCGCUGCCGCUGCACCUCGCGACAACGAGCUCACGCGACCCAUGAUCGCCAAGUGGGAGGCGUCCAUGGCGGAAUCCUUCUCGCUGCGUGCGGCCCGCCAGGCCGUCCUUGCGUUCCGCUGCGCCGCCCACCUCAACGAGGACGCCGACGAGGCCGCCUCGCUCUCGCAGCGCUUCGCCAUCAAGAGCCCCGACGCCUUCCACGACAUUCUGGUCGUCGCCCUCAAGCACGUCCCGCUCGUCCUGCAGCACCACAUCCCCGUCAAGGAGUCCUCCACCCACCGCGUCUACGUCCAGACCGAGAGCAAGAAGUUCAAGGCCCUGUCUGCCCUCAUCCGCAGCUUUGCCUCGUCGGUUCUGCACCUGCUCUCGACCCUGUCCGACGACGGCACCCUCAAGCUGACCCUGUCCGCGCUGACGCCGCUGCUGCCGUACCUGCUGUCCUUCCGCAAGGUGCUCAAGCAGCUCGUCAAGUCCGUCGUCGGCUUCUGGGCCCAGCCCGCCAGCAGCCAGACCACGCGCAUCACUGCCUUCCUGGUGCUGCGCCGCCUCGUGGUCAUUGGCGACAAGGGCGUGCGCGAGUCCGUGCUCAAGGCCACCUACCAGGGCCUCGUCCAGGGCAGCCGCGCCACCAACGCCAACACCAUUGCCGGCAUCAACCUGAUGAAGAACUCCGCCGCCGAGCUGUGGGGCCUCGACCCGGCCAUCGGCUACACCACCGCCUUCGCCUCCAUCCGCCAGCUGGCCAUCCACCUGCGCAACAGCAUCGUCCACAACCAGAACAACGCGUUCCGCAACGUCUACAACUGGCAGUACGUCCACUCGCUCGACUUUUGGUCGUGCGUCCUGGCCGAGCACUGCAGCCCCACGGCCACAGCCACAGCCGCUGCCGGCGGCGACGACAGCCAGCUGAAGCUGCUCGUGUACCCGCUUGUCCAGGUCACCCUGGGCGCCAUGCGCCUCAUCCCGACCGCCGCCUACUUCCCGCUGCGCUUCCAGCUGUUCCGGUCGCUGCUGCGCGUCUCGCGCGCCACCGGCACCUACAUCCCGCUCGCCCCCGUCCUGCUCGAGGUCCUCAACUCGGCCGACAUGAAGAAGGCCGCCAAGAUCAGCACCGAGAAGCAGCUCGACUUUGCCGUCGCCUACAAGGCCCCCAAGUCGCUGCUGCACACCACCGUCUACCAGACCGCCGUCGGCGAGCAGGUCGUCGAGCUGCUGUCCGAGUACUUUGCGCUCUGGGCCACCAGCAUCGCCUUCCCCGAGUUCGCCCUGCCCGUCGUCAUCAUGCUCAAGCGCUGGAUCAAGGACGCCCGCAAGCGCGGCGGCAAGAACGGCCGUCAGCUCAACAACAAGGUCGUCAGCGGCCUCGUGCUCGUCGUCCAGAAGCUCGAAGCCAACGCCGCCUUCAUCGAGUCCAAGCGCGCCCACGUCACCUUUGCCCCGCGCGACCGCACCCAGGUCGACGCCUUCCUCAAGGACUUUGACUGGCAAAAGACCCCCAUCGGCGCCUUUGUCGUUGCCCAGCGCAAGGCGAGCGCCGAGCGGCAGCGCGUGCUGGAGGAGACGCGCAAGCAGGAGGAUGCCCGCCGGCAGGAGGAGAAGAAGCAGCUGCAAGCGGCGCGGCUGGACGAGGACAACGAGGAGGAGGAGGAUGAGGAGGAGGACGAGGAGGAGGAUGAGGAGGAAAUCGAGUUGGAAAGUGAUGACGAGGACAUCGAAAACGACGAUGACGAAGAGGAAGACGAGUAA
Messenger RNA from Sporothrix brasiliensis 5110, 2508 nucleotides. Its product is annotated as nucleolar complex protein 2. Bases 1 to 2508 code for a protein of 835 amino acids. The record is from RefSeq and is a predicted model, not a curated record. The transcript has a single exon. Lineage: Eukaryota; Fungi; Ascomycota; Sordariomycetes; Ophiostomatales; Ophiostomataceae. Gene Ontology annotation, biological process: ribosomal large subunit biogenesis. Gene Ontology annotation, cellular component: nucleoplasm; Noc2p-Noc3p complex; nucleolus.